Suillus plorans is the source of this 2492-nucleotide messenger RNA. Its product is annotated as P-loop containing nucleoside triphosphate hydrolase protein. The transcript has 10 exons. Gene Ontology annotation, biological process: transmembrane transport. Gene Ontology annotation, molecular function: ATPase-coupled transmembrane transporter activity; ATP hydrolysis activity; ATP binding. The record is from RefSeq and is a predicted model, not a curated record. Lineage: Eukaryota; Fungi; Basidiomycota; Agaricomycetes; Boletales; Suillaceae. Bases 255 to 2492 code for a protein of 745 amino acids.
CUCGCUUGAAACAGGCUGAUGCAUUUGCAUCAAUCAGGUUGCUGAUGUGGCCUAUCAGCAAAACUGUGAAAUGAACGCUUAGUAGUAUUGUGGUUCGAAGCUAUUACGACCUCUUACGACCUGCUGAUUUUGAGCUUCUGAUUAGUAGAGAUACGAGUGUGACAUGCGUUCAAAGUAAAAAUUGGGUGGCUCCGAAAACGUUUAGUGUAUUUCGGGGUUUGCCUAACGCUUGACUCAAGUAAUGCGAAUAGAACAUGUCUUGGACUUUCUUCCACCAUCGAGAAAAAGAAACGAAUGUCAACACGCUCAGAAUCGGACCUCCAGCCUGGGGAUGCUCGCCGCGUCAAGCACACGCGCAUCGGUAUAUCUACGAGGCACGCAAAUCAUGGCAUUCGAGGCUCCAGAUCCGCAUAUCAAGCUUAUCGAUAUUGGAGACAUAUGCCCAGAUGCUCCAGAACAUGCCCUAUGUUGUGCGCAUGUUGAAGGAUAUGUACAGCAUCCCACGAUGUUUUAUUCUUAUAUCCGCGUACCUAGUAGUGGAACUCCUGGGCGCCCUUAUACCCGCUUUUUCCCUAUGGGCUCUCUUUGCUUCCAUCUACACUGCCCGCUUAUCUCACACCCAGGUAGAGACAGCAAUGGAGACGCGUACUGUGGACAUGUCGGUGCUCGUUGACGUUGCAGUAGUAUAUCUUGCAUGCACAAUCACGAUGCGUCUUCUCAAAUAUGCCCGAAGUCGUAUAAUUCGCCCCGUGGACACUUCCAUCAGACGAGUUAACACUAAGCGCGUAUUUCACUCCCUUGCUUGCCUUGACGUGCCCACCCAUGGUAGAUCACGUAUCCUGGAUCUAAUAAAUGGCAAGCUCGGCGAUUCCCAUCUUACCUUACAAUGCGAAAUUGUCGAGAUGUCAACAAACAUCACAAUGGCGGUUGUCCGUCUACUGUCUCAGCUAUUGGUUCUAGUGACAGUCCUGCGGGAGCAACAGGAUGUUAUAAUUGUUGCAAUUCUCAGCUUUUCCCAAUCUAUACUUAGUAACUGGGAUGGCACACAAACCGUAACAGUCAGACCCUUAGUUCGAGCUGCAAAAACUACCAACAAAGAUUUCUCUCGUAUGAAGGCCCUAGAGCGGCUCGUUCUCGACCACAAAUGCCGCAAGGAGCUUGUUGCAGGAAACCUCGGCGAAUGUAUCGCUGCACAAUUCUGCGAAUCCUCCCGGCGCAUUGGCGAUGAUGCAGUUGAUUUUUCAGAAGUGGAACGAAUCCAUUCUUGUCUGAACGUGGUAUCCAUCUUGAGAGAAAUGAUACACACGUUACCUCAGGUACUCGGAAUCGACCCAGGAGUGGAGGAAGCUGACCAAGUCAACCAGAUCCUCUUCGCUCUGCGCGUCAUGCAAGAACCAAUGACCGCACCCCUCUAUUUUGUGUCGCUCAUACUAAUGUAUCAAGCUUCUUUCAGUUCCACACCCUCCUCCAAGUCGCUCUUCAGGCGGCAUUCUUCUCUUGCAGGGAAAAUUUCUUCUAUACGUGCCAUGUUUGAAUUAGCAGAUAAGGUGCGUAACGAGAUAGUCGAUGGGACAAAACCAUUCCCCGAGGACAAGCAGUCUCUUAGGAGUGGCAUUUCUAUCGAGUUCAGGAAUGUGACAUUUCAGUACCCUGAUAGCGAGAAGUGUGCUUUUCGGAAUGUUUCGUUCAAGGUCGAAGCUGGUCAACUUUGCGUCAUUAUGGGAGUGAAUGGCUCUGGAAAGAGUACGAUCUUGAAACUGAUCUCCCGUCUCUAUGACCCGACAGACGGUACCAUCCUCAUCAACGACCAGGACAUCAAAACCCUCAAACUAGCUGACCUGCGGGACGCCAUGUCCAUCCUCUUCCAGGACUACAGCCACUUCCCAGUACCCAUACGUGAGAACAUCGGACUUGGCAACCCCGCGUUCGCAAAUGAUGACGAGAAGAUCCACGAAGCCGCCCGUCUCGGCGGCGCAGAAGAGUUCAUCGACGACCUGCCUGAUGGAUUUGACACCUGGAUCGAUGAUCACGUACAAUACUGUGACAACUACUAUAAUAACAUUGGACCCUUUAUGUCGCCCGACUCGGAGUGCCUCGAUGACUUGUCCCUUGUGCAUCGCGUUGGGAAUUUUCGUAGCAACUCCUAUAUACCUCUCAGUGGCGGGCAGAUGCAGCGGCUCGCAGUCUCCCGCACAUUAAUGCGCUCAUUACCUACCGAGACAGAGCCUUCCACUGGCAUGCUGUUAUUCGACGAGCCGAGUGCCUCCCUAGACCCUACAGCCGAACAUACUCUCUUCGAGCGCCUGCAAAAGUUGAGGGGCAGCAAGACCAUGAUAUUCUCCACUCACCGGUUCGCGAAACUUACCCGACAUGCGGAUCUCAUUUUGUACAUGGACGGAUCCCUCCAGGAACAAGGCACGCACGAUGAACUAAUGAGGAAAGGGGGAGAGUAUGCUCGUAUCUGGAAUCUACAAGCGAUGGAUUUCCUCUAA